This is a messenger RNA of Marchantia polymorpha subsp. ruderalis, 3557 nucleotides long. NCBI's taxonomy places the organism in Eukaryota, Viridiplantae, Streptophyta, Marchantiopsida, Marchantiales, Marchantiaceae. The record is from the annotation of a GenBank genome assembly.
CAGAUGUCUCGAGCUCGGCUCAAGAGAUCUGGAGCAGAAUUGGAUCCAAGCUGAUCCAAUUUUGCUCAUACUGCUACCACCUGAAGAAGUAUUCUGUCCUUGAUGCAGUAGAUGGCCAUGGCAAUAAUAGAGGAUUAUAUGGAUUCACCAACGCCUUCGCGACCGGCUCCUAAAUUAAGCCCAUUCAUUAGAGCGGAUCAUAGAGAUCGGGAACUUGAAAUGAAGCAGCUCAUCUUGGAGGCUUGGCAUAGUGAAGGUGAAACAUAUAUCUCAGAUUUGGCCACAUUGAUGAGAAAGGACUAUGUAGAUAGGAGAGAUAAAUUCGUUGUGAAUGAGCCCAUCUCAGACGAAUGGGAAUGCAUGAAUCAUGAAAAGACUACGGAAUUGAGCGCAGUCAUAAUAGAGGAUUAUAUGGAUUCACCAACGCCUUCGCGACCGGCUCCUAAAUUAAGCCCAUUCAUUAGAGCGGAUCAUAGAGAUCGGGAACUUGAAAUGAAGCAGCUCAUCUUGGAGGCUUGGCAUAGUGAAGGUGAAACAUAUAUCUCAGAUUUGGCCACAUUGAUGAGAAAGGACUAUGUAGAUAGGAGAGAUAAAUUCGUUGUGAAUGAGCCCAUCUCAGACGAAUGGGAAUGCAUGAAUCAUGAAAAGACUACGGAAUUGAGCGCAGUCAUAAUAGAGGAUUAUAUGGAUCCAGCAACGCCUUCGAGACCGGAUCCUAAAUUGAGCCCAUUCAUUAGAGCGGAUCAUAGAGAUCGGGAACUUGAAAUGAAGCAGCUCAUCUUGGAGGCUUGGCAUGCGGAAGGCGAUGCAUACAUCUCAGAUUUGGCCACAUUGAUGAGAAAGGACUAUAUAGAUCGGAAAGAUAAAUUCGUUGUGAAUGAGCCCAUCUCAGACGAAUGGGAAUGUAUGAAUCAUGGAAAGACUACGGAAUUGAGCGCAAUCAUGGAGAAAAAAUAUGGAAGCUUUGGGGCGUCUGCACAGAGUUCACACUCGACGUCGGAACCGGACGUGACUGCAAGUGUGGGUUCAAAUAUGACCCAUCCUCAGAACAUUGAAAGCAGUUACAUUAGCAAGGACUGGAUCUCGAUCUCCUCCUGCCCAAAGAAGGGUAUAAAGAGGAGCAAUGCUGCAGAUAAGGAGAGUGAAAAUUCAUCUUCAUCUCGAAAAGCUGGACGAUGGUUACCCUGAACAAGAAGAUGCGGAGACCCUCCACAACGUGAAUCAUCAUCAAUAUCAGAUACAAAGAGGGUUAUGCUUAGCGGAAGGAAGUCUAGGAGACCAUCGACUCGUGACGAUUGCUGCAGAGGGCUCUAGCUAGCUGGUGUGCCUUUCAUAUCAGCACGGGCUAGAGAAUAUAUCAGAUUUUGAGACCAGACAGAAGGUGUGUAACUUGAUGCGCAGAACUUAGUAUGGAAGAAGUGGGAUUCAAGGCAUAGAACCCGCCCCGCCCACAUACACUUAGCACUUCUCCGGAGUUUUUCUUAUUUUUAUGGUCUUCUGUUACUGAAAAGUGCCCUUGAGUUCCAGGUACAGUACAUCUUAAAUCAACAGUGAAGUCAAACUGUGUGGCCCACAAACAGGACAGCAUUUCUCCCGUGCCAUUCCGGGCUCUCUGCCACCAGAGUGGUCCUCUAGCAUGGUUGAGUUUCAGUGGAGAACUGUUUGGUGUGAAGUCAACGGUGAGGCCCUGUGUUUUUUAUGUUCGUAUGUUACUCCAAUGUGGCUCUUUGGAGUUCCAGAUCUCUCAUAAUCGGUGAGUUUUAGUGCAGAAGUGCAGAUUUUUGUGGUGUGUAUUCAACGUUGACUACCCGCAACACAUAGACAGAAGACUCCCGUGAUCUUUCGAGCUCUUAGCUACAACAGUGGCCCUUGUAAUUCUUCCUCGUUUUUCAUGGUUGAGAUUUGGUACAAACUGUGUAGUGUGUAGUCUAAGGUUAGAGCACACACACAGAACAAUUCUCCCGUGUUAUUCCGAGGUUUUGUUAUUAUAGUGGCCUUGGAGUUCUGGCUCGUCUGUCAUGGUUGAGAAUUUGAUUCAGAAAUGUGACGGUAGUCAACAAUGAUACACAGGGUUAGAUAGAAAAAUCAUUGUGGUGUGUAUUCAACGUCGACUACCCGCAACACAUAGACAGAAGACUCCCGUGAUCUUUCGAGCUCUUAGCUACAACAGUGGCCCUUGUAAUGAUUCCUCGUUUUUCAUGGUUGAGAUUUGGUGCGAACUGUGUAGUGUGUAGUCUAAGGUUAGAGCACACACACAGAACAAUUCUCCCGUGUUAUUCCGAGGUUUUGUUAUUAUAGUGGCCUUGGAGUUCUGGCUCGUCUGUCAUGGUUGAAAAUUUGAUUCAGAAAUGUGGUGGUAGUCAACAAUGAUACACAGGGUUAGAUAGAAAAAUCAUUGUGGUGUGUAUUCAACGUCGACUACCCGCAACACAUAGACAGAAGACUCCCGUGAUCUUUCGAGCUCUUAGCUACAACAGUGGCCCUUGUAAUGAUUCCUCGUUUUUCAUGGUUGAGAUUUGGUGCGAACUGUGUAGUGUGUAGUCUAAGGUUAGAGCACACACACAGAACAAUUCUCCCGUGUUAUUCCGAGGUUUUGUUAUUAUAGUGGCCUUGGAGUUCUGGCUCGUCUGUCAUGGUUGAAAAUUUGAUUCAGAAAUGUGGUGGUAGUCAACAAUGAUACACAGGGUUAGAUAGAAAAAUCAUUGUGGUGUGUAUUCAACGUCGACUACCCGCAACACAUAGACAGAAGACUCCCGUGAUCUUUCGAGCUCUUAGCUACAACAGUGGCCCUUGUAAUGAUUCCUCGUUUUUCAUGGUUGAGAUUUGGUGCGAACUGUGUAGUGUGUAGUCUAAGGUUAGAGCACACACACAGAACAAUUCUCCCGUGUUAUUCCGAGGUUUUGUUAUUAUAGUGGCCUUGGAGUUCUGGCUCGUCUGUCAUGGUUGAAAAUUUGAUUCAGAAAUGUGGUGGUAGUCAACAAUGAUACACAGGGUUAGAUAGAAAAAUCAUUGUGGUGUGUAUUCAACGUCGACUACCCGCAACACAUAGACAGAAGACUCCCGUGAUCUUUCGAGCUCUUAGCUACAACAGUGGCCCUUGUAAUGAUUCCUCGUUUUUCAUGGUUGAGAUUUGGUGCGAACUGUGUAGUGUGUAGUCUAAGGUUAGAGCACACACACAGAACAAUUCUCCCGUGUUAUUCCGAGGUUUUGUUAUUAUAGUGGCCUUGGAGUUCUGGCUCGUCUGUCAUGGUUGAAAAUUUGAUUCAGAAAUGUGGUGGUAGUCAACAAUGAUACACAGGGUUAGAUAGAAAAAUCAUUGUGGUGUGUAUUCAACGUCGACAUUUCGACGUAUUAUCUUGAGGUUCUGCAACUUCAGAGUCAAGUGUAGAUCGUAGAUAGUUUGGGUAUCUAGAUCGAACUCACCAAUCUAUUAUGCUAGGUCCAUAACUGACAAAUCUGUUGAAAACGCCUUAAUUCUUGAUGAUAAAGUCCUCAAAGUGAUGUGCUUGAAAAAGAUAAAUCACAAGGAGAGUAGUCACCACUGCCAUUUACAAGUC